This is a messenger RNA of Terrapene triunguis (Three-toed box turtle), 1616 nucleotides long. RefSeq names its product protein FAM71B-like. NCBI's taxonomy places the organism in Eukaryota, Metazoa, Chordata, Testudines, Emydidae. The record is from RefSeq and is a predicted model, not a curated record. The coding region runs from base 204 to 1616 and encodes 470 amino acids. The transcript has 9 exons. Gene Ontology annotation, cellular component: nucleus.
UCCCAGGCCCUAGCCAGGGCAGAGGUCACCUGCCAGUUAUUGUGACAUCACAAACUCCGCUGGGCUGCAGGCUCCCAGGCAGGUUGCAGAUGAGGCCUGGCCUGUCCCCCGCCUGUGGUGCAGAGGAGCACUAGAAAAGCCGGGUGGCUGUAGCGGACAGAAGCAGCAUGCUGUCUCUCUAACGAGCUGUUCCCGAGGGCUGCAUGGCCGGCUGCAGGCGCUUCCCUGUGACCAGUGGCUGCAGAACGUUCCUGGCUGAUGACCCGGCCUCGGGCGUGCACCUCGGCGUGGAAGGUGGGAUCCUCUGCCAGCUACUCCGUUCUCCAGAUUACAACCUUUUCCCCAAGUCGGCAGUGUUUGAAAGUAAUUUCAUUCAGGUGACGAAGCAGGGGAACUGGGUGGAUAUCCUCAACGCCCCCACACUGGUGACCCUGGGGGUGACGUCCUCGGAGCCCUGCCUGCCCCUCCCCAACGUGCUCCUGAUCGCCAGGCUCGCAGAGCUGGGAGAAAGCCCCCCCGGGAGGGCAGGCCAGCCCCAGGAGCCCUCCAUGGCCCUUAGCAGCAUGCUGACUGCAGUGCCCUGGCAGGUUCUCAGUGGGGCGGGCGUGGCCCUCCUGCUGCCAGACCCUGUCCACACCCCAGAGCCAGCCGCUCACUCCUGUCCCUGGGGACUCGGGCAUCCUGUGCUUUCCCUUGGCUCUAGGCUCCUCCCGUUGAGGUACGUCAGACUGUCGGUCCAGGACAGCGCCCGGCGCCUGCUGCGGGUGCAGGUGGUGACGGGGAAGGUUUAUUACCUGCGGCUGCACCAGGCGCACCCUGACGCCGUGUUCACGCUCUGGAGCCGGCUGGCGGACAUCCUGCAGUGGGGGCUCUCCAUCACCACCAAGGACCCCUCCAUCCACGUCCCGCACAGCCUGGUGCUCAGUGUGGGCAGCUCCUCCACCAGCUCCUCUGCACAGGUACAUCGCCCGGGGGCGAGGACCCGGGGGCCGGGUUGCUCUGGGGGCCCCUCUGCGUCUCCACGUGCAGGGGGCUGUCCUGGGGCCCCCUCUCCAUCCCCUUGUUCUGUGGGACCUGUAGGGGAUCUGGGGGUCGAGUCCGGGGUCGAAGCUGGAGUUGGAGACAUCCCAGUACAUCCCUUCGGGGACCCCCAGGGACAGCUGGUGCCUGAUUCCCAGCCGCCCUCGGGAGCCAGUCGCAGCAUGGUGCCAAGGAUGGGCAAGCUAUUGUCAGGGCCACUCUCCCAUCUCUCAGGAGCAGGCCUGGGGAAAAUGGAGAAAGACGGCUCGGUCCAGAGAAGGCAUCCUACUCCAGACUUGACUCAAGACAGAACAUUAUGGAGGCAUGUGACCCUGCUGGAGGCCUCAGGGUCCUACCACACUCCAUCCCAGAAAGAAGCAGUGGAAGAGUGUCGUAUGUCAGACACGGGAGGGAAACUGGCGGUGUGUGAGCGGUGCCGGCGGGACAGGCCGAGCGACACGGGAGAGAAAGCCAGCCUGAGGACAGCCCUGCGGUGGUUAGACACCAAGUGCCAUGGACUGUGGGAACGAGACACGCCUGCUGGGCUGCUGCCCCUGUCCCGGCUCAGCAGCUUGGUAGCUGCAGGUCGGCAGUAG